AUGAGGUCGCACGUCGCAGCCUUCGCGCUGCUUGGCAGCGUUUCCGCCUCCCCGGCUGAUGUCUCCGAUUACAAGGCCGCCCUUGGGACAGCGACGUACUGCAUCACUUACGAGUCGACUUAUCUUGCACCCAUUUCUAUCGGAGCGAACUCGUCUGAAGCUGACGUUUCUGCGACAGAGGAGCCGGGCUUCCCGCCCUCUGACUCUGCGAGUCUUCCUCUGUUUGAGUCGACGCAGGAGGCGCUCACCACAGGUGAGACUGUGAACACGGAAGAUCCUGCUGUGAACACGGAAGAGCCUACUGCAGUUACAGACACGCCUCCUGUGGACACAGAUCAACCUACCCUCACCACCGUCUCUCCCGAAGACACGGAAGAGCCCUCACUCCCAACCGCAAGUACGGCAACCCAGCCCGUGUUCGAGCCAACCGGACAGCGCGUUAUUUUCCAAGUCACACCUGCAGGCGAGCUCACCAAGCGUGAUAUCGGAGGCUUCGUGGGCGAUGGCAACCCUGACGUCUGCACGUUCGCUAGUGUCUACACGCUUGGACAAGGUCAGCUCUUCGUUGGGGAUGUCCCGUUUUCUUACUCGGGAGAGGAGUUCCAAUCGUUGGACUCCGCAUCAACACCUGGCGAAGGCGCCAUAUCGAGAACCUUUAGCAAUGACGGAGGAAUACUCAGCUUCGCCAACCGUGGCCUUCCUGGUGGUAGGGCUUCGUUCUGUCAGGAUCCUUUAGAUGGCCAGGUGUAUAUCACAUACAGAUCGAGACCAUCUGGCUGCGUCUUUGUCACGCUCAGUGUCUAUGGAGUUGAACGAUGCAUCAAUGGCAAGAUCGAUGGCCUCGAUGACCCGACGACUACUGGCCUGACCCAAUCCCAAGAUGCCCAAACGACAGGCUCCCCCGUUACCGCGAUCGACCCUGGCCAAAGCACCGAUAUUGACGUCCCAGAGGAAAGCGAGACAAAUCUUACUGCAACUACCGAGAUCGAUGUCCCUGGGGAGACUGGAACUGAAUCUCUUCAGACCACACAGGAUAAUGUCCCAGAGCAAUCCGAAACCGACUCUCCUCAAACAACAAAGGAUGAUGUCCCUGAGCAAACUGAGACCGAUCUGCCCGAAAACACAGAUACUCCCCCCGAUGUCAAGACAACGACUGGUGGGAUUGUGCUCCCUACUUGGUCUACUUUCCGUACCUGGAAUUGGGCCAAUACGUCAUUUACUGCACCUCCGAAUGCCGAAACCACAAGACUGGCUGCUUCAGCCGAUGUCCUCUCUUCUACCGAUAUAGAGGAUGAAGACACAACUACAGUUGAAGACCUGGACACUUCUACCACGCUGGAACCCACGACAGGUGAUCCUACUUCGACCACCGGCGAGACUACUACUACAAUGGAAGCAGCAAUCGAGACUUUCUUCAGUCUCACACAGAAUGGCGAUUUUCGUAACGGCCUUGACAUGUGGGCCCCUCAAGGCAUCACCAGUGAGCUCAAUGAAGGGUGUUAUAAGGCUGACGGAAGUCUUGACGACAGCUGCGCCACUCUGGGCUCGGCUGAUGGGGGAGCUCGUAUCAAGAGAGGGGCGGAUAGCUUUUCGGAGAUCGCACAACUUAUCACUGGCCUUGAAUUCGAGCUCUCUACCUAUGUCUUACAGUUCUACUAUUAUGUCCAAACCGUAAGUGGAAGCGGCUGCACAUUGCAAGGCAAGGGUGGUGAACAAGACUUCGCCACCAAACCCCUCGUAUCAUCAGAUGUCGGUUCGUGGAAAUUGGCUCGAGGCUCUGUCAUUGCCGAUGUUGAGCGGGCUUCGGUGAAAAUAUCGUUGACUUGCACAUCUGGCAGUCAGGCAAAUGUCAAGGUUGACUCAGUAUUCGUUUCCAAUGAGGUUACAGAAGAUAACAUUGAUGAGUACAAAUUGAGCUUUGAAAAUGAGGAAGCAUGA
Molecule: messenger RNA, 1938 nt
Organism: Fusarium coffeatum
Lineage: Eukaryota; Fungi; Ascomycota; Sordariomycetes; Hypocreales; Nectriaceae
Exons: 2
Coding region: 1-1938 (645 amino acids)
Source: RefSeq, a predicted model, not a curated record